AUGUAUAUCCCCCAACCCCUCAAUGGCCGAGUGCCAAGGAGCUUCGGUCUUGGGACAGAGCCUCGCUCUCCCGAUUUCGAGGUGGCAGCACGUGUAGACAAACCCAACAAUAUCGUCGCAAAGAGACAGGUCUCGAUAUCAGGUGGCGAGACCACCAACUUGACGGUUGGAGUCACGGUCGGGGUGGCCAUCCUCGUAUUCAUCUUGGGCGCUGGAGCCUUUCUCUACUAUUACAGAGUGUCCCUCAAAAAGAUCAGUCGCCGCCAGCACCGUCGUCGCCGACGCCAUCACUCCCACAAAUCAUACAGCUCUAGGAGCUCAAAGAGCUCGGCCGACGACGGCCCCGCCUCUCAUCCACCUCCUCGAGGGCCGCCCUCCGCGCCACGCUCUACCGCCCCGUCUGCCACGCCUGCUGAUCCCCCUGCCGACCCUCCGGCCGAUGCUCCAGCCGACCCUCCAGCUGGUACCCCAGCCGACCCACCGGCUGAGAAGUAG
This is a messenger RNA of Colletotrichum acutatum, 495 nucleotides long. RefSeq lists its product as uncharacterized. Lineage: Eukaryota; Fungi; Ascomycota; Sordariomycetes; Glomerellales; Glomerellaceae. The record is from RefSeq and is a predicted model, not a curated record. The transcript has a single exon. Bases 1 to 495 code for a protein of 164 amino acids.